AUGGUGCCCAAGGCUGUCACAAAUGGCAUCACUGUUGUACACCGAAGAAAGAUUUUGGCAGCUUUCUUGGAGAAAUGUCCUGACCAGUACACAAUAUCACCUCCAGUUGAUCAGCAAAACUCUGCUUCGAUAGUUGAAACUGACCAACCAGAAGACCCUGCAGUUGGUACAAAGAAAGCCUGGAUGAUGUCAGGCUCAAAAAUAGUUCUUCCAAGUGCUGAUGCUGAGGAAUAUUCUGGAAACAUUCUUCGUGACACACUUUCACGUAUUGUAAACCCUAAAGGUUUGAAGGGCAUCACCUUCCACAGGAGUGAAAAUUGUCCAAGUUGGUGGCCAAAAGAUGUGACAUUUUGUAUUCUGUCAGGGCCCAAGGCUGCUGCGAAUGGUAUUACUCCUGGACACCAGAGAAAGGUAUUGGCAGCUUUCUUGGAGAAAUGUCCUGAGCAGUACACAAUAUCACCCGGGAUUCGGCUACUCAAUCCCACCUCUUCCCCACUCGUUGGUGCUAAGCAACCAGUAAGAGAAGUCAGCCCACAAAGUUCCUCUGAAAGUGAUCAAGAAGAGCCUGUAGGAAUGAACCAAACACCACCUACUGGAGCUAAUCGUACCCGAUCAGUUGGAGCCGCCACAAUCAGCACUGCUGCACAACAUGCAAGCCCAAAGCUUAUCCUACCCAGCUUGUGUGCAAAUGACUAUUAUCAACCUGCUCUCAUUUCGCUAAUUCAAAAGAUUUUAAAUCCCCAACGGAAAAAAUUCACGUACUCCAGUGCUAAUUGUCCCAGUUGGUGGCCGACUGAUGUACCAUUCAUUAGGGCAGAAAAUAUGAAAGCUGAAGACAGGAGAAAAAUACUGACAGCUUUUCUGGAGAAAUGUCCUGAGCAGUACACAAUAUCGUCUCCAGAUGUUAGGAUAAUUCCAAGGUCAAAUGCUAGGUCAAAUGCUAGGAUAGUUCUAAGUUCAAAGAUAGUUCUUCCAAGCUCUAAUGUUGAGGAAUAUUCUGGAAUCAUUCUUCGUGGCACAAUUUCACGCAUUGUGAACCCUGAAGGUCGGGGUAGCGGAAAACUCUACACGAGGGAAAAUCGUCCAAGUUGGUGGCCAAAAGAUGUGGCUUUUUCUCCUGCGACAGGGCCCAAAGCUUUCGCGAAUGGUAUCACUGCUGAACCCCUGAGAAAGAUAUUUGCAGCUUUCUUGGAGAAAUGUCCUGAGCAGUACACAAUAUCUCCUCCAGUUGAUCAGCAAAACUCUGCCGUGGCAGUUAGAACUGACCAACCAGAAGACCCUGCAGUUAGAACUACUCUAUUAAUUAACUCUGCAGUUGGUGCAAAGAAAACCAGGAUGAUGCCAGGCACAAAGAUAGUUCUUCCAAGCUCUAAUGUUGAGGAAUAUUCUGGAAACAUUCUUCAGAGCGUAAUGUCACGUAUUGCAAACUCUCAAGGUUGGAGGGGUAGAAACGUCUACACAAGUGAUAUUUGCCCAAGUUGGUGGCCAAAAGAUGUGGCGUUUGCUCCUAUGACAGGGCACAAAACUAUUGGUAUUGUCACUGCUGUACACCGGAGAAAGGUACUGGCAGCUUUCCUGAAAAAAUGUCCUGAGCAGUACACAAUAUCACCCGGGGCUUGGCUACUCAAUCCCACCUCUUCCCCACUCAUUGGUGAUAAGCAACCAGUGAGAGAAGUUGACCCACAAAGUUCCUCUGAAAGUGAUCAAGAAUUGGUACAAUAUGCAAGCCCAAAGCUUAUCCUACCCAGCUCUUGUGCAAAUGAUUAUCGUCAACCUGCUCUCAUUGCGCUAAUUCGAAAGAUUUUAAAUCCCCAACGGCGACACUUCAUAUACUCCAGUGCUAAUUGUCCCAGCUGGUGGCCGACUGAUGUACCAUUCAUUAGGACUCUAGAUAUGAAAGCUAAAGGUAGGAAUAAAGUACUGACAGCUUUUCUGAAGAAAUGUCCUGAGCAGUACACAAUAUCACCUCCUGUUGAUCAGCAAAACUCUGCCUCGACAGUUGAAACUGACCAACCAGAAGACUCCCUCAUAUAUGGCGAUGAUAGUUCAAAUGAAUCUGAUAAAGAAAAUGCUAGUAUACCAAGUGAAAUUGACCAACCAGAAGACUCCCUCAUAUAUGGCGAUGAUAGUUUAAAUGAAUCUGAUGAAGAAAAUGCUAGCAUACCAAGUGAAACUGACCAGCCAGAAGACUCCCUCAUAUAUGGCGAUGAUAGUUCAAAUAAAUCUGAUGAAGAAAAUGCUAGCAUACCAAGUGAAACUGACCAACCAGAAGACUCCCUCAUAUAUGGCGAUGAUAGUUCAAAUAAAUCUGAUGAAGAAAAUGCUAGCAUACCAAGUGACCCGGAAGACCUGGUGAAUAGUCUAGAGCAGCACCUUCUGGAUUCUAGGAAAAGAAGGCUCGAGGCUGAGAUGAAAGUUGAGGAGCUGACGAAAGAAGUCAAACGUCUCAGAGAAGAAAGGAAGUUCAUAGGUUCUAUUGUGAAACGAUCGCGACUCCAUCACUAGUGUUUAGUCCCUCAUUAUCCUCAUACUUAACUGUCCAUUAAUUAUGUUGUAAAAUCAAAGAUGGUCAUUCAUCCACGGUGGAUUCAGUUUUCAACUUGUUCUAAUUUAUAUCACAUUUCUAGUUUGUUGUAUUCUCCAGCAUUGCUCACUCUCAUUCUUGUAUGUAGAUCUACUCCCUCUAUUCAUGAUCAUGCUGCCAGAACAUUUGACAUCCAUGAAUAUA
Halichondria panicea is the source of this 2728-nucleotide messenger RNA. RefSeq lists its product as uncharacterized. The transcript has 18 exons. The coding region runs from base 1 to 2505 and encodes 834 amino acids. NCBI's taxonomy places the organism in Eukaryota, Metazoa, Porifera, Demospongiae, Suberitida, Halichondriidae. The record is from RefSeq and is a predicted model, not a curated record.